Molecule: messenger RNA, 6344 nt
Organism: Mya arenaria
Lineage: Eukaryota; Metazoa; Mollusca; Bivalvia; Myida; Myidae
Product: acetyl-coenzyme A synthetase 2-like, mitochondrial
Exons: 14
Coding region: 80-2164 (694 amino acids)
Cellular component (GO): mitochondrion
Molecular function (GO): acetyl-CoA synthetase activity; AMP binding
Source: RefSeq, a predicted model, not a curated record
UUCCAACCUACGAAGUUUAUCUUUUAUUUUUUUCUCUAAGAUGUCAUGGUAAUGCGUGCUUGACAGCUCUAAACUUAAAAUGUUUCGGUGUCUUCACAGGGGUUCCAACCUUUUAACGGGCGUUUUUAAUGCAUCAUUACUCCGGACAAGCGCAAACACCGUUUCAAUUUUGGAAACGAAAACAGGAAGAAAAUCUGCAAUAAAUGAUAACACUCGCAGUAUAUCAACGACCCCACUGCCAGAAUUUGAUAAAGAUGGAUUGAAAAGUCAUGAUGAUCUCUACCGUCUUAGCAUUGAGAAGCCAGACUAUUUCUGGGGGACACUUGCCAGGUCUAGGCUUCAGUGGUAUGAGGAUUUCAGUCUCACCAAAGACUGUGAUAUGAAGUCUGGUCACAUUCGAUGGUUCCUGGAUGGAAAAAUCAAUGCAUCUGUAAACUGUGUUGAUCGACAUGCUGAGAGUAGUCCAGACAAGAUAGCCAUGAUCUGGGAGAAAGAUGAACCAGGAACUCAAGAAUAUGUCACUUACAGGGAAUUCCAGAAACUCUUAUGCAAGAUGUCGAAUGUACUGGAGGGCCAUGGAGUGAAGCAAGGAGACCGUGUCGCCAUCUAUAUGCCCAAGUCUCCCACUGCAGUGGCUGCCAUGCUAGCAUGUGCUCGUAUAGGUGCCAUCCACAGUGUUGUUUUUGCUGGGUUCUCCGCUGAAGCUCUAGCUGGGCGGAUUAUGGAUGCUCAGGUAGAAACUGUGAUCACUGCAGACCAAGGUGUGAGAGGGGGGAAGAUUAUCGAUCUGAAGAAAGUGGUGGACGAUGCUGUUCAAACCUGCCCCUGUGUGAAAAGGGUGUUCGUUUAUCAGAGGACAGGGAAUGAGGUGCCGAUGAGCAAUAUCGAUAUCAAUCUUGACAAGGAAUUGGAGUCAGCCAGUGAUAGCCACACUCCAGCAGUAUUGGACAGUGAAGACCUAUUGUUUAUGUUGUAUACCUCGGGAUCCACGGGCAAGCCCAAGGGUAUAGCACACUCCCAAGCAGGCUACCUUCUCUAUGCAAACAUGACCAUGAAGCAUGUAUUUGACUACAAAGAGGGUGAGACAUUUGGAUGUGUAGCGGACAUAGGGUGGAUCACAGGGCAUUCAUACGUUGUAUACGGCCCCUUGAGUAAUGGUGCCACUACACUGUUGUUUGAGAGCACCCCUGUCUACCCUGAUCCGGGCAGGUACUGGGAGAUGGUUGAGAGGCUCAAGUUGAACCACAUCUACCUGGCUCCCACUGCUCUUCGUAUGCUGCUCAAAAAUGGUGAUGAGUGGGUCUUAAAAUACGACCGGUCGUCCCUCAGGAAACUUGGAUGUGUUGGUGAGCCACUAAACAACGAGGCAUGGGACUGGUACUACAAUGUCGUUGGGGAGGGGCGAUGUGACAUCUGUGAUACAUGGUGGCAAACUGAGACUGGAGGUAUAGCAAUUACCCCUCGCCCAUCAAGUCCUGACGCAGAGAUUCGCCCGGCAAUGCCCAUGAGGCCUUUUUUCGGCAUAGAACCUGUCCUCCUGGACCCAGUCACUAAACAAGAGUUGACAGGAGGUAACGUGAAGGGUGCCCUGUGUGUACGCCACCCUUGGCCAGGCAUGGCUCGAACGAUAUACGGAGAUCAUGACCGCUUCCUCAAGACAUACUAUGCUGACUAUCCAGGUUUCUAUUUCUCGGGAGACGGGGCUUAUCGUACACAGGACGGUUACUACCAGAUAACAGGAAGGAUGGACGAUGUCCUCAAUGUCAGUGGACACAGGCUGGGAACUGCCGAGAUAGAGGAUGUCAUUGAUGAUCAUGAAGAUGUAGCAGAGUCAGCGGUUGUGGGCUUUCCUCAUGAAAUCAAGGGCGAAGGUAUUUACGCAUUUGUUGUGCUAAAGGAUCGUGUCUCAAAGUCAGAGGAGGAGUUGAUGUCUGAUCUCAAACACGCCUGCAAGUCUCGGGUAUCUUCAUUCGCACAGCCGGACUUUAUACUGCUCACACCAGGCUUACCCAAGACUCGUUCAGGUAAGAUCAUGCGGCGUAUCUUACGAAAGAUUGCCGCCAACAAGCCAGACGAGCUCGGCGAUGUAUCGACAUUGUUUGACCCGUCGAUUGUGGAAAUUCUGGUCGAUAAACAUCAACAGUCGCUACAAAAAUCUAAGUGAGCUGGACUUGCUGAAAAAAAAUCAAAAUUUGUGAUAAUGUGCAGCAGUUUGUACUUAGAUUUAUGUUUUAAUUGUCGAUUGAAAUGGGCGUAAGAAACCAAUCUGACAUGGAUUUUUGUCUGCAUGACAUUUUAUAAGGUGCUGAUAUUGAGCUUUUCUCUGUGAACCAAUAUAUAUUAGAUAUAUAUUAAUCAGAACGUUGAUUUUAUACACUUAACCUUCAAUUUUCAGCAUGUAUAUCAUAUUUUUCAACUAUGAAAAAGGUGAUAUAUAGAUUUUUUGUUUUACCAUUCAGUUCCAAGUGCUUUUUUAUGCCCCCCAAUUAUGCAAAUAGUAACCUGACUGUCAGUCUGGCCGGCUGUCCCUACAUUUUCUGAUAAAUAACUUGUGAACUCUUAGGCCCAGGGACCUCAAACUUGAUAGGCAGGUUGGUCAAAACCAGCAGAUGAAAUUAUUGAUUUUAAGGUUAUUUGGGCAAAGGUCAAGGUUGUGGUAAUCCAGUUCUGAUCAACAACUGAAGAACGCUGGGGCCCAGGGACAUAUAACUUAGUAGACAGGUUGGUCUUGACCAGUAGAUGAACCCUAUUGAUUUUGAGGUCAGUGGGUUAAAGGUUUAGGUCAAUAUGCCUAGGAACCACAUGUUUGGUAGGCAGUUUGAAUCUACCAGCAGUUGAUCCCUUUUAAUAAUGAAUACCAGGAUUUGUUUGUUUCUUCAUUCCCUUGUGCCUAACAGUUAAAUUUUCAUGCCACUUUUUCUAUUCUAAGUCUUCAUUCAAAAAAAAAUCUUAGAAAAAAAAUCUCAUUAUGUAAAGUGUUGACAUACAUACUUGUUAUAUGAUCCACAAAGAUAUCAUUUAAAAGGACAACAGACAUGAAUUAACAUUUACUCCAUCCUGUUUUUCCAUCUUUGUGUUCAUACUUUGCUCUUUAUAAAUGUUAGCAAUCAAUAUUACUGCAUGGGAGUUGUCAUGAAAAUAUGUUAUUUACUUAAGGCUAUCUGUCCAUAUAUGCUCAAACACUAAUACUAUCUGUCAAACCAGGCUUUCUGGGGGGCAUUUGUUACAUUCCUGUUAUAUUUAAAAAUUCAAUGUGUAUCUGUUGUAUUAGGAUUUUAAGGGACAGCAUCAUUAAAUUCCUUUAUUUACCCAUUUCUUUAUUAGUUCUAUAUAAGUAGUUUAUUUGAGUGUGAAAUUGACGUGAUUCAGGGAAUUAUGAAAGUAUUUAAGAAGUGUACAAAUAUGGUUAAGGGAUUAGAUUUGGUAACUUUUUAAGUACUGAUUAUGUUAAUAGUAUUUACAUUGUUAUUCUCUGUUUACUUUUGGGAAUUACUGAGUUACCAGUAGUCUUUAAUCUCUUUAAUUUCUAUUGAAUUUAGAUAGUUCAGAACUUCUACAUAAUAGCUUUUAUAGAUUUUUUUAAUCAUGGGAAAAACAAUGUGACUCUUGAUUUUAUUGUCACCCCAAGAACCUGGUGUAUAUGUAUGCUGAACAAUUCAGCUCCUUAACAUAAUACCUUUUAUGAUUAUACAAGUCAUAUUUUCUUGCUUUGAAAGUAAAAUUGAUAGAAGUGACUUUUGGUUCCCAGAUGUAGUAUUGUUACAUUGUUACAUAUUUUACUAAAGAAGGAGAAAUUAUCGUAUCUCGUUUAUUUUCAUGUAAAAGGCAUUUCUACUACUAACAAGAGUUUUGAGUUAGCAGGCCCAGACAAAAUAAAUAUUGUGGUAUACGUCUUUAUAAAUUAAAAAGCAUAUUUGUACAUUGAAUACUUUAACAGUUAAGCAGAUAAUAAAAUAAGAAUUCUUAAGCUACUUACUUUAAUGGAAGUAUAUCUAUUACUGUGUACAUAGUGGAAUGGUUUCAUAAGAGCUUUAAAUAACAGUCAUGAUAGUCACUUAUGGGCCUAAUCCAAAUCUUCAAAGUUUUAAAUUUGUUAACAAUAAGGUGACUUAUCAUACAGAAAAAUUGAUCAUAGUAUUGAUAUAUUGAACAAUUUUUCACUGCCCUUAUGAAUGAUCGUAUAAUCUUGUGAAGUAGUGGAUAAGCUCUACAGGCUUUAAUAAUAUGUUGCCUUGAUUAUUUGCCAACUGUUUGUACAAAGAAGUUAAUUAAAGGUUUAGUCCAUAUAUAAAGUAAGAUUUUUAAAUCAUAAGGAAAAACAUGAGGAUUGUGUUACUCUUAAUUUUAUUGUCAUCUAAAAAAAGUGGUUGAAAAACAAUGGUUGGAUGUGAAAAUGUGUCUGAGCCCUCAUUAAGUACAUGUGUACUAACUGAACAUUUUCCUUUACUAUGCAAAUCAAAAUUUUGUAGGAAUGUUAGAAAUACCAUUUUUUAAUGUAACAAUCAUUUGAUUAGCUUGUCUGUUUUUCUCAGAAGAAAAGUUCAUGUAUUGUCAUAGCCUUGGUGUUGUUGGUGGUGGUGUCAGCAUGCUAAAACUUUAACCAUGGCCAUGAUUGUAUGCCCCUCCAUGGACUAUAUAAAACAGACAAGCAGAGAAUUUCAUGUAGCAGUACUCUUGCUUUUGUAAUCUUACAUUAAGCUGUUGACAGUAUGGGUGAAAUCAAGAUUGAGAGAUUUAACUUCAGACUCUUGUACAGUUGUAAAGAUUUUUGUUGCUUGACAUUGGCAACAUUGAAAAGGAAUGUUAAUACUAGUAACAUUGGAAACAAUUUCAAAAUGGGUUUUAGCCUCUUUUCCUUGCUUGUGGGCAUAAAUCCGUCAUACACAAACAAACCCCUUGCCUAUUUUUCAGAAUAGACAAUGUUAGUCAGCUGUUAAAACCUCACUGGUGCUAUAUUCACACAUCUUUUUUCUUUGUGUAUUUUUUCAUGUUGUUAACAUACUCUUUUUGUAUGUGUGAUGAAUAGAAAUUUAUGUAGAUAAGAUUUAUUUAGAUAAGAUAUUGAGAUGGUUUUAAAAAGUAUUUUUUAUAUUCAAAUGUUGUUCAAUCAGAUUUGACAUUUAUGAGCAAUAUGUUUGUUAUAAUGUAUAUUUUUAAUUAAAAUUGAAUUGUUACAAAAAACAAGAGUUGUAUGGAAAUUUGUUUGAGCCAAAAGUUGUUUGUGUUAGGGUUUAUUUUUGCUUACUAAUUUCAUAUGCAUUUCCAUUUUUAUAUACGUAAUGGUAAAGAUCAAACACAUAUAACAGUUUAAUAACUUUGAUUUGUUGAUUUUGAAUUGGGUAAAAAAAUGAAUAAAAUAAAGUGAAUCAUAAUUGUUAAAUUCAUGGUUUCAUUAUUAAUUUACAUAAUUGUAAUUAUAUAUGUUAUCUUUGAGUCAUUAUACAUGUAUUUCAUUUACUUUUUAUGUAUUAAAAUUGCUUUUUUGAAAAAAAAACCCAUAAUGGCCACAGUAAAUAAAUAGUUUGUACACAUAUUUUUGGGUGUGGGAAAUUGGUGUUUUUUUCCUAACCUCUUAAUGUGGUUUUAAAAAAAAAUAAAACUGUUAAAGCCGGAAAGACAAAAAAAAAUGUUCAGGUUUUUUUUUUUUUAUUUGGUUGGAAACUGCCAAACAAACCAUUUAUAAGUUGUGGCACAUCUAUGCUUGUAUUGUAUUUGUUUCUUUUCUAAAUCAUAAUUGUAAGACUGCCACUUUGUACUGUUGUAUUCAUUUUUGGUUUGUCUGGUUUUUUUUCAGGAAUAAAAGUCUAGGUAUUGUCGUACCCUUGGUGUUGUUGUCAGUGGCAAAGUUGGCCGACCAUAACUCAAAACCUGUUGAAUAUUUUCAAAUGAAACUUGGUACACAUGUUACCAGAGAAAGCAUCCACUUAUUCAGCCAGACCAAUAACUCUGGUUAAACUAAGUGUUGAGUUAAGCCCCUUUUGGGACUGAAAAACAGACUAGUGUAAGCGUUCUCCCCGCGGAAACUUUGUUAUUCAUGCAUUAAAGGCUUGGACUUGCCACGUUGUUAAUGUUGACCAGUAUUUUUUAAAAAGUGUUGCUAUUUAUUUUAUAACCAGUUUCAAGGUUACAUACAACACCUGGGACCAUUCAGUUUCCCAGACAACUGUAUACUUGUUUUGUACUUUCUAGAAAUAUAUUGAUGUUUUUUGGACAGCACUAGUUGCUAAGUAUUAUUUACAUAAUGUAUGUGAUUUACUACUUUUAAUUUAUUAGUCAGAUUUUAACCACAAUUUAAGCAGAGAUAUGAAUGUGUAUAGCAGCCAAAAUACAAUUUUGCAAUCGGA